Molecule: messenger RNA, 507 nt
Organism: Ostertagia ostertagi
Lineage: Eukaryota; Metazoa; Nematoda; Chromadorea; Rhabditida; Trichostrongylidae
Source: the annotation of a GenBank genome assembly
AUGCAGAAGUACUUCUUUAUCGAAAGGGAGAAGCUUCUUAAGCUCUUCCGUGUCUGCCCCGAGUGCGGACAUCGACUGGGCAGUACGCAGCUAGAGCUGUCGAGACUGCAGCUGUUGUCCGCUUCGUGUGUGGAAAGUGCAUUGUCCGAUACCCACCCGUCAAAAGGUGGGAGAGCCAGGACCCUGCCGUUGCACAUUCACGCCAACGCAAGUUUAGAGGCAACUGUCCAACCCCGUGGUGAUGGCCGAAACCGCUACAACGAGCAAGCCAAAGUAGCCCUCUUUUCAAAGACCUUUUACAUAGAGGUCUUCAAAUGGACGGAGCCAGCUGUCGAAAAAGUUUACCGUUCCCAUCAAGAGCUGGUGUUGAAAAGAAUAGGUGAGGGGCUGAAUCUGGCAGCCGAUGGAGCAUACGAUAGCCGUGGUUAUUCGGCGUUGAUAUGCAAAGUCGUGCUGUUAGAUCUGCGUACUAACUUGAUUCUCCAUACAGAGGUGCUCCGUCGAUAA